This is a messenger RNA of Ictalurus furcatus (blue catfish), 1010 nucleotides long. Its product is annotated as group XIIA secretory phospholipase A2-like. Gene Ontology annotation, molecular function: calcium ion binding; A2-type glycerophospholipase activity. Gene Ontology annotation, biological process: lipid catabolic process; arachidonate secretion; phospholipid metabolic process. The coding region runs from base 306 to 899 and encodes 197 amino acids. Gene Ontology annotation, cellular component: extracellular region. NCBI's taxonomy places the organism in Eukaryota, Metazoa, Chordata, Actinopteri, Siluriformes, Ictaluridae. The record is from RefSeq and is a predicted model, not a curated record. The transcript has 5 exons.
GUUGUAAUUUGUGAAGAUUAGGUCUCAAUAGUUCAAUAAGAUUUGGAUGGUUUCAAAUGAUUUUAAAACUCCUACUAGCUAAAGAUGAAAGGAAUUAAAAUUCCAGGGCGUGCGCUAAGCUGUGUUUGGCUGGUGUGCUGUGCUGAGCUGUGAUUGGCUGGUGUGCUGUGCUGAGCUGUGAUUGGCUGGUGUGCUGUGCUGAGCUGUGAUUGGCUGGUGUGCUGUGCUGAGCUGUGAUUGGCUGGCGGGUGUGUUGAACCGCCGUACAGGUGAGAGGGGAUGUAGGAAGUGUAAAGUGAGUGGAAAUGAAGCAGCUCAGUGUCUCGGCUCUCCUGCUCCUGCUGUGUGGAACAUUUCCUUCCAGUGCAGGACUGGAGGAGUCUGAACACAAAACUUCAGACUGGACAAAAGCUUUAGAAAACAUCAAGGAUGGAAUCCAGAAGAUACACACUUACUACAUAUAUUUCAAAUACAUCAAAAACGCUCUGGAUUUCAUUAGAGGAUCUGAUGGACUGUGUGAAUUUAAAUGCACUGAUGGAGGAGAAAAGCCCUUUCCCCGACCUGGGUACAGUCCACCGCCCAAUGGAUGCGGCUCUCCGUUGGUUGGAUUUCAUUUUGAUCUCAGAAUCCCAUUGAUAACCAGUUGCUGUGACCAACACGACCGCUGCUAUGACACGUGUGGAGAGAAAAAGCGUGACUGCGAUGAGAAGUUCCAGGUUUGCCUGAAGACCAUUUGCAGGAACAUUCUGAAGAUGCCAGGGCUAGAGCAGAGUGUACAGGCGUGUGAAUUAGGGGUGAGUCUGGUCUUCGAUGCCAUCGAGCACCUGGGCUGUAAACCCUACCUGGAGAGCCAGAAAGCUGCGUGUAUCUGCCACUAUGAGAAGAAAGCUGACCUCUGAUGAAACUCCUGAUGGCAUCGAGGAACGUCUGAAGCGUCGAACCGCCGUUCUGGAAGUCCCUGAUUUCACAUCCAUUGGUCACCCGUAAUCCACAGCGAACUUACGUUACAG